Physella acuta is the source of this 1239-nucleotide messenger RNA. RefSeq lists its product as uncharacterized. The record is from RefSeq and is a predicted model, not a curated record. Lineage: Eukaryota; Metazoa; Mollusca; Gastropoda; Physidae.
GCAAGGCCAAAGCUUAAACGCGGUUGGGAAGAUUGAGUGUAGGUGGGACUUAAACCCAGCAGUUGCUGUUUUUCAUAGACAGACUACGGCGUCAGCUGCAUAUUAAACUGUAAAGUGACUCCUAACAUUUCUUGACAUCUCGACACAACAAAACAGAAGUAUUGAACAGAAUUCAAUCUCGUGAAGUAAAAUGUGCUAAAAAAAUAGCAACUAUUUAUUUAUUAACAAGAUUUGUAAAUUUUUUAUAUAUAUUUCUUAACAACUAUUUAAUCUGUCCGGUUUGUGUACAAAGAGAAACAUUAUAAUGCAUCUGAACUUAUUUUGCACUACUGCGGCGUUCUUUCUUAUAUCGAGUGUAGCUGUUUCGUCAGCUGAAGUUACCUUUUACCCUCCCGACCUUCCACCAGUAGUCACAGUAAACAACAAAACAGUGAGAAAUGGACAAAUAUUGAGGCUCGACAAAUCCAAAACUAUGGUAAACGGCGAAUGUACUGUUGAAGGUGGCAAUCCAAAAGUGUUAAGUAUCACCCUGCAAUGUGCAUUUGAUGGAGUGGCUGGUAAAGUAACAAUCAACUCAUACAUCGCAGAGUUUGAAAUCACCUACAACAGCACCAUUCAUACUAUUGCAUGUGUUUGCUCUGCAUAUCAUGUGACUGGGCUAUACACAUUGACAACUUCUUUCGUCUUUAACUCAGGUAGCAACGCAGUGAUCUGGAAUGUCCUGUUGUUGACGUCUCUGGUCCUGGGUAGGACAGUCCUGUCCUGAUCUUCAACCUAAGCGAGAUUUUUCUUAACGGUCUAAAACUUUUAUAUAACCAACAUAUAAGUGCAUAAAAUAAUAGUUUUUUUUGUAUUUUAAUUUCUAUUAUACAUCGCAUUGGACUUUUUUAUGAUAAUUUUUAAAUUUAAUAUGACUUUUAUCGCAAUGACCUUUGUUACUAUAAUUAGGAGCAUAUUACAAAAUGGUAAUACACAGAAAGUACACAUCCAAGAACUGAGAUUGAUAACACAUUUUGAUGGAAUGGUGAUGUUGACAAAGAAAAUUAAAUACUUAAAAGCAAAAAAAAAAAAGCACAAAACAUAAGCAUGUCGUUUGUUGAUUUCCCGUUCGUGCCCAAGACACGGGCGACAGAAUAGAAAUCUGUUUCAAUGCACUAAGCACGAAGGGAUAAUGUGGUCAACACAUCGCUUUAACGUCUUUGUUUCCUAAAAGUGAAUCAGGAACUCAUAACAGCUGGA